CGCAGACCCAUACGGACACCUGUCCGCGAAGCUGAAGAAUCUAACCUUUAAGACACUUAGCCAUGUUGCCAGACAAAAAGGCGGCCUUGCUGCUGGUGGCCGCGAUCACCGCCCUGAAAUUGGAGGAAAUUAAUUGCUUUAGGCGAAACUUCGAGGCGCGUCAAAGCAGCAACUCGAAUAUUCCGCUGUGGAAGCAAAGAGCCUGUGAAAAGUCGCAGAAACAGAGGCAGAAUGCGCACUACGUGUGCGAUGAGAAGGGCGACUUUAAGUGUCUUCCCGGCUGGCAGGGUGACCUCUGCCAGGUGCCCAUGUGCCGACGGGGCUGCGACCCCAUGAACGGCUACUGCCAGCGACCCGGCGAGUGCAGGUGCCGCAUCGGCUACAGCGGCGAGCUCUGCGACAAGUGCAUCCCGCUGCCAGGCUGCCAGCACGGCGACUGCACCAAGCCCUUCGAGUGCAUCUGCAAGCCCGGCUGGGCGGGACUCUUCUGCACGGAACCCAGUUGCCGGAGCGGAUGCCACAGCACCCGGGGAUACUGCGAGGCGCCGGGCGAGUGCCGCUGCCGGAUCGGCUACGCCGGACGCACCUGCUCCGAGUGCGCCACGAUGCCCGGCUGCCAGCACGGCACCUGCAGCAAGCCGCUCGAGUGCCUCUGCCUGCCCGGCUACACAGGACUGCUCUGCCAGACGCCCCUCUGCGACCCCGACUGCAGCAAGCAGCACGGAUACUGCCGCAAGCCCGGCGAGUGCCGCUGCAAGGUGGGCUGGACGGGCAGCCAGUGCGACAAGUGCUUCCCCUACCCCGGAUGUGCCAACGGGGAUUGCGAGGCGCCGUGGGAGUGCAACUGCCAUCCCGGCUGGGGCGGGAUGCUGUGCGACGAGAAGCUCACCUACUGCGCGGAGCAUCCGGACACGUGCGAGAACGAGGGCAAGUGCAUCUCCCUGAGCCGCGAGGACGGCAGCUACCGCUGCCAGUGCCGGCAGGGAUUCCUGGGCAAGAACUGCGAGAUACGCGAUGACUUUCUGCUAACCUCGGUGGCGCCGCCGCGCAUCACCCCGCCCACGCCCACCGACCAGGUGCAGGACAUGGGCCAAGAGCUGGGCACAGGUGUGCUCGAUGACAGCGCGAUGGUGGAAAAGUUGUCGGCGGUUAACGAGCCGGAGCGCCGGACAAAUGACACCGAAGUGGUGGUGGCAACCGCAGGAGCAGCAGCAGCAGCAGUUGGAGCAGGACCCGCCAACAGGACGACAGUGGUGGCAACUGAAGCUGGCAGCCACAAUGCGACUAAUGAAGCGUUAAGCGUCGUUACAACGAGGCGUGCCACCCCAGCCCCAUCGCUGCCCCCCGCCACGGCCACGGCGGCAGCAACCGGCGAAAAAGCCGUGAGGGGUAAUGCAACAAGUGUGGCGGCGGAGGCAGGACCUCCUCCUUCGGUGCCCACCGUCACCAGCCAGGAGCAAACAAUAGCAACGCUGGCGCCAGCUGCAACAGCAACAUCCGUGACCAGCCACAAGGACAAGCCGAAUGCGGAGGUCGAGGAGGAGGACGAAGAUGACGAGGAUGACGAGGAGGACGAGGAUGGCGAGUACGAUGAGGAGGAGGACGAGGACGAGGACGAUGAGGAGGAUGACAGCGAUCAACUUAUACCAAAUAUUAUAUAGUUAGGCAGCUGACAAAUGGCCAGCAAUCUAUUUUUUUUUUUUGUCGCAUCCAUAACCCAUGGUCAUCCAGGAGUUUGAAAUCCUUCGAAUGCAGGGUAUCUUAAAGUGCGCUUCCCUUUUUUUUACAGAUACUCCACACCAAUAAGUAGACCAACCUUUUGCG
Molecule: messenger RNA, 1824 nt
Organism: Drosophila biarmipes
Lineage: Eukaryota; Metazoa; Arthropoda; Insecta; Diptera; Drosophilidae
Gene: C901
Product: delta-like protein B
Exons: 8
Coding region: 63-1661 (532 amino acids)
Biological process (GO): motor neuron axon guidance; cell communication
Cellular component (GO): membrane
Source: RefSeq, a predicted model, not a curated record